This is a messenger RNA of Varroa destructor (honeybee mite), 2581 nucleotides long. RefSeq lists its product as uncharacterized. The record is from RefSeq and is a predicted model, not a curated record. Lineage: Eukaryota; Metazoa; Arthropoda; Arachnida; Mesostigmata; Varroidae. Gene Ontology annotation, cellular component: nucleus; cytoplasm.
UCGUGUCGGGGCGCAAUGGUUGACUCUUUGGUGCGUUGAGCAUUGGAUACAUGUGCAUCGUCAGCCCCCUGGCGGAACCGCUCCAGUCGACUUCGUACUGUGGGUAAUGUUUAUUAGCGAUUGACAUUGCCUUACCGUUGAGCAACAACUAUUGAUGGGAUCAGUAUUGCGGCUUGUUGUUCGAUCGUGCAUAAAGGUGUCAUUUGCAAUGGAUUCGUCGAUGACGAGUAAAAAGUCCGCAAACUCAAAAGGUUCGUCACGUCGCCCGGUCGGCGUCACGCGUCAAGUGUCGAACGUUAGUGCCCGAAGCCGAUCCACUCUAAGCUCAGGUGGAAGCCCCAAGGUGGCUCGUAAAGGUUCAACACCUGUUUCUCGCACGGAAACCACUUCAGGUCGUAGUCCCGUAGGCCCUAAAAAACUGGCAUCAAGCGCAACUAUCAAACAGACGCGAAAGACUACUGACCAUACUGCUGCAGGUCAGGCGAUACACGCGGAGAAAGAACGCUCUCAGGACCACUUAAAACCUUUGAGUGGUGUUGAUAAGCAGACUUCAUUAAAUUUAGCUAAGGCCAAGGUCAACGUCGGCAAUCGACAAACAGAAAAGCCGAAGACGAAUGGCACUCCCAAUACCAAAAGCGGCUUGUCGAGUAGGUUAUCAUCUGGUGCUGAGACCUCAGUCAACAAGACGAGUACCCCUAAAGAACGUAGCGAGGAAAAAGGUGAACAGCUGCCUCUGAAAAGGGUGACAGGGCGGGAUAUCAAUCGAAGUUCAGCGCGGGGAAAGACCAUUCGAAGUGAUAGCUCAGACAUGGACGCGGCGUCAAAGCUUGUUAGCGCAAAGAUAUAUGAACUACGAACUGAAUUGGUAAACAAUAGUCUGAUAACGGCUCCAAUCAAGGAUUUUAUUGGACAGGGUAGCGUUGAAAGUUUUGUGGUGUUACCUCUUGGGAGGUUCUCUCAGAAUUCUAAGUCGCUUUGGCAAGCGGCAAUGAUGGAGCUACUGCUAGAGAUCGCAGUUCCCAAACGACGAAUUUUUCUGGACUCAUCUUUAAUCGACCUCGAGAAGGAGAGUCUUCGUAGCCAUGCGUUCGUUCACCGUGGGGAUGCAGGGGUACCUGAAGAUAUUGAGAUGCUUGAAAAUACGAUGGGAGAUUUUGUAUUGGUAACAAAAUCGCGGAAAAGUCGAUCGAAGGUACUAACGACUGCUACAGCGGCCGUGAGCGGCAAUCAGUGUCUACAAGAAACCGAGCCUGUAGAUGACGCUGUCGUAAGAUCUGACCUAGAACGGGCUAAACAGGAAUUAGCUUCGUCGGAAUACUGGAACCAAGUCAAAAACGUUCUCGGAACAGAUUCUUUCGAAGUUCUCGUUUGCUUGGGGCUUGGUCAGACAUGCUACAGUAUGACGUCACGAUGGCAAACUGCAAUGCUUUUUCUAUUGAAGGAGCAGCUCGAACCUUUAAGUUGUGUCGCUUAUGAUCCCUUGUUUGCUAGCUCCGAUAGACGCGUAUUAGAAGACGUCGGAAUUGAAACCCUUUACGAAAACAACGAGGGCCGUCUCGCCUUUGCUGGCAGGAAGACGCUGUUCUUUAUGCCGCACUGUGGUAGACCUCUUUUUAAUAGUGUUCUUUAUGCCAACAGACAUCAGCUAAGUCAUAUGACAAUUUACGGCAAUUCAUUUCGAACUAUAUUUGGCAGCGUAGAGUUUGAAAACAGGAUGCGGCGAGGAAAAUAUCCUGCACUAAAAGGAUGUCAGGAUAUAUUUGAAGAGGUGUCUCUGAAGAAUGUGUUCCAUUACCAAGACGUGUUUAACGACCUUAGUAUAAUUCGCUUCAAUGCUGAUUUAGUGUCAGAUAUUCCUGAUCCUGUCUAUGGCGAUGAGGAUGAAAUUAUACUAAAACGACAAAUGGAAAAUCUAGGUCUGCAGUGAUUAACGCGUUUUGGUUAAUAUAAAUAUAUUCCGCUUGCACUAGCGUUUGUAUUCUUUAGUUUAUUAACAGAGAGGUGGAAAAGAAAUCGGACUCCGGAGUUUUUCCAAUAUAAAACAAAAUGCGGAUUGUAUUCGAAAACUAAUGGCAAUGUUUCAUCAUAUUUUCAGGAGCCUGAACAAUUUUCGAAUACCGUUUUAACGUAACUUUCAUGGAAAUUGAUUUAUUUAUAUACUAUCUAGUUCAAGAUUGCAGGUUAUUUAGUUUGAAAGAAUCCAUAAACGACUAUAUUAUCUAAACAUGUAUAUGUCUACAAAAAGAAACUCGGAAGUUGGGUACUGUUUGAAUGUACGACGUUGCGAGCAGUUCCAAUGUCACAAAUUUUUCGCACUAGAGUUUCAAUGUUCUUAUAGUAGGUCACGAAAUUUUGCACCGUUAUAAUAUAGCAUCACCGUGAGAUAUGGAAUUAAUAUUCAUCAUGCACCAUACUGAGCGGUUUAGUAGUAGUCAUACAUUAAGGACAACUGGCUUCAGUCAAAAAAACAAGAGUACUGUUGUAAAUUUGCGUGAGGUCCGUGACCUAUAUUACCGGUCUUUACGUCGGUGACAAGAACAAAAUAAAAAUGACUAGACAGUGCUGUCUAUUUAGAAACUAG